AUGUCCGCAAACGGCGCUGCAGCCGCUGAAGGAGCGGAGUCGGCACCAGAGGCAAUCAAGGUGCCAAACAGCCCUUCCACUGCGUUUGCCGCUCUGUCGCUGUCCGACCAACCUUCCGCCUGUUCCUCUUCAUCCUCGAUCUUUACACGUGCGCAUAUCCAGGAGCUCGACGCCUCAACAGCCCUAGUCCAUGCACUCAACGAGGCUCGAAAGAGGCCCAAACCUCUCAUUCGAUCCACUGGCCACCUCAUUCGCAGUAGCUAUUCCCAAGGCGAUGGUCGCCUGGACCAUCACCUGCUCUCGUGGAAAGUCGCAGAGUUCGCAUAUCGCAAAUCGACGUCCGUCGGGUCCGAGCUGCCCACACUCGCACGUGGACUGUUUACCGAGCGUAUCGCUUCCUCUUCUGCGGAGAAGCACAGGAUAGUAGUACGAGGCUACGACAAGUUCUUCAACCUCGGCGAGAUGGCGUGGACCAAACCCGAAUCCAUCACGCACUACACCACCGCACCCUACGUGCUGACUUUCAAAGAGAACGGCUGCAUCAUCUUCGUCUCCUCCCUAUCGCCUCACGAGCUCGUCGUGACCUCGAAACACUCGCUCGGCUCUAUCGAAGGCACCGACGUAACACACGCCCAAAAGGGCCACGAGUGGCUGCUCCGCCACCUGGAUUCUGUCGGGCGCACCGAGCAGCAGCUGGCAGCCGAACUGUGGCAGCGCAACGAAACAGCAGCGUUCGAGCUGUGCGAUGACUCAUUUGAGGAACAUGUGCUCGCCUACUCGGCCGCGCGCUCCGGGCUCCACCUGCACGGGUUGAAUGCCAACUCGGCGUCGUUCCGCACGCGGGACAUGCCGGAUGUGGAUGCGUUCGCGAACGAGUGGGGGUUUAUUCCGACACGCUGGAUCCAGCUGGGCAGCUUGGAGGAGGUGCAGAGGGUGACGAGCGAGAUUGAGCAGACGGGCGCGUGGGAGGGCGAGCCGAUCGAAGGAUUUGUCAUUCGCACGCACAUGCCUGAUCAGCGGGUGAUGGACGAAUUGCAGCGCGAGCAAAGCAAGGUCGUCAGCCCCCCGUAUGCGCCUGGCCAAGCAUGGUUCUACAAGGUCAAGUUCGACGAGCCGUAUCUCAUGUACAGAGACUGGCGCGAGCUUGCGCGCAAGAUGGUGAAGGAGAAAACAGAGUGGGAGGCUAAAGUCGCCAAUCUUGCCUCCUUUUCCACCACCAGCGAAGUCACUCCAGAAACGGCUACAGUAUCAACACGUAACACAACCGACCCUGCUCCUCCCAGUGCAGAGCAGGAUACCGACGUCCACGACAACGUCGACGUCGACGGCGAUGGGGAGGGCGCGACAGGCCCCUCCAAGGCAGCCCUCAAGCGCGAACGCAAACGUCUCGCCAAGCAAACCGCCAAAGCAGCUGCUGCCAACCGCACGGCCGCACAAGCAGCCGGGCUCCUCCCGCCCUCACCGCCACAGCCAAGAUCCAAGCGCCCCGAAACCAGCCUCUUCGUCACAUGGUGUUACGAUCGACUCUACGGCAAUCCUGCGCUCAACCUCAAACCUCAGCCGCAACUUUUUGCUGGAUUGACCCAGAACAAAGGCAUUAUUGCGAUGCGCAAUGCGUUCCUCUCCUACCUCGCCACUACUACUCCCACUGCGUCCACAGUCACGGACGGCGAUGUGCAGCAGCAGCGGGAGAAGGAGGAGGAAGUGGACGAUCGAGAGUUUACGAAAACAGUUCUUGCACCCAUUGCCGUGCCAGGGUGCGGCAAGACAGUGUUGGCAGUAGCGCUAGCUGAGCUCUUCUCGGUGGGCCACGUCCAGUCGGACGAUUUCAAAAAGAAACAGGGCUUUCUCUCGGCGGUCGAAAAAGACUUACGCACCAAUGCUGCCCAAUCCAACUAUGUGCUGUUCGCCGACAAGAACAACCACCUGUUCCAGCAUCGUGAUGAUCUGAUUGACCUCACCGCUCGCCUGUCCCGACCCGAACCCCCACCGGCUGCCUCAGCGUCCAAGAAGAAGCCGAAACCGCAACCUCCGAUCGGGCGCAUCCGCACCAUUGCCCUGGCGUGGGACCUCGACUCACUGCCGCUCAACACGCUCCACCGCAUGUGCGCGCAGCGCAUCGAGCGUCGCGGGGACAACCACCAGACGCUGGUCGCCGAUCCGGAUGACUCGGCGGUCAGCGGGCUCAAGUCGCACGAGACGGUGCUCUGGCGCUUCCUGGAGGCGUUGCAGCCGUUCGGAGCCAGCGAGGGGAAGGGGGAGGGUGCCGAGGGGUGGGGGGAUGCCAAGUUUGAUCGCGUCGUGCGGCUGGCGGUGCGCGCGUCGGCCGAGGAGAAUCUGCGCACGGUGGUCAGCGAGGUCGGGCGUGUGGUCGGGUGGGCGAUGCCGAGCGAGGAGAGGAUUGAAAGUGCCAUGGCGAAGGCGCUUGGGUGGAAGGUUGGGAAGAAGGCCACUACUGCAGCAGGGGUAGGAAGCAAGGGCAAGAGCAGCGAGAGCGCGGCAGAUGCAGAGGAACCAAAAAAGGCACCGCGCUACUUCGGUCUUGCUGUCGAGCUGGACGUUCGGCACCUCCUCGACCGUCUCGUGCUCUCUUCUCCUCUCCCACCCUCUCCCGGCGGCGCCGAACCCAUCACGGCAUUCUACACAGCCAACCGCACGCGCCUCAACCUCCGUCCGCACAUCACGCUUGUACACCACACCUCGCUCACCCCGUCCGCCUCCUCCCCCGCCGACCGCAAAUGGGCAUUCUACACGCACCAGCUCGCGUCGAACCCGCACGCCGUGUUCCGCAUCACGCUCUCGACGCUGCUGUACGAGCCUGGUUGCCUCCUCACCUUCCCCAUCGACGCCAUUGCAGCGCCGGACGACAUCCGCGAGCAGUUUGAGGAGCUGCACUUCCAGGGAGCGGGGUGGACGCCGCAUAUCACGCUGGCUACGAGAGAGGACGUCAGGCCGUUCGAGGCCAACCGCGUUGUCUCGGCGUGGAAGCAUGGGAAGGAGGACGCGCAGAUCCAGGUGGUGGCGCUCCCGCAUCCCGUCACCGUCGAAGCUCGAGUCUUUGGCAUGUCUUGA
Molecule: messenger RNA, 3072 nt
Organism: Sporisorium graminicola
Lineage: Eukaryota; Fungi; Basidiomycota; Ustilaginomycetes; Ustilaginales; Ustilaginaceae
Exons: 1
Coding region: 1-3072 (1023 amino acids)
Biological process (GO): tRNA splicing, via endonucleolytic cleavage and ligation
Cellular component (GO): nuclear inner membrane
Molecular function (GO): RNA ligase (ATP) activity; ATP binding
Source: RefSeq, a predicted model, not a curated record